Molecule: messenger RNA, 1104 nt
Organism: Cynoglossus semilaevis (tongue sole)
Lineage: Eukaryota; Metazoa; Chordata; Actinopteri; Pleuronectiformes; Cynoglossidae
Gene: rasl11b
Product: RAS-like, family 11, member B
Exons: 4
Coding region: 354-1100 (248 amino acids)
Molecular function (GO): GTPase activity; GTP binding
Source: RefSeq, a predicted model, not a curated record
AUCCAUCCAUCCAUCCAUCCAUCCGACUGCAGUAUGACUCCGUUCCGUCAGCUCCAUUAUAGAUCCCAUCUGUUACAUGGACUUUUUUUUGUCUACGUACACGUGUAGGAGGGCAUGCGCGUGGGGGAUGCAGGGGGGCCGAGGGAGCAGGAGGGUGUACGGCGACCAAUCAGACGGCAGCUCCGCUCCUGGUCUAUAAAACCAGUAGCGCCGCUGUAAGCUGCAGCAUUCACUGAGAGCUGCUGCUGUGUCGCUGCUGGAACGAGGAAUAACUCCACUCUAACCGCAACACCAGACAACGUCUCUCUUCCCUGAUUAUUCAACUAGAACUGAACGACGACGAAAAAAAAAAAAUGCGUCUGAUCCAGAACAUGACGACCAUCGCGGAAUAUCCAACAUCUGAAUAUUCGGUGUCCAACCGAGCCAUUAAGAUAGCAGUAAUAGGAGGCAGCGGCGUUGGCAAAACAGCUCUGGUGGUGAGAUUCCUGACCAGGCGCUUCAUCGGGGACUAUGAGAGAAACUCCGGUAAUCUGUACUCAAGAGAAGUUCAGGUGGACGGAGAACAAGUGAGCAUCCAGGUGCAGGACACUCCUGGGGCAGAGUUGACAGAUAAUGGCAUCAGUCUACCUGACCAUGUCAGCUGCUCCAUCCAGUGGGCAGACGCGGUGGUGCUGGUGUAUUCAGUGACAGACCGGAGAAGCUUUGACCAGAUUGCACAGCUGCACCAGCUGGUCACUCGUGCGGCCGGUGCCAACGUGCCCCCCGUGAUCCUGCUGGCCAACAAGGCCGACCUGGUGCACCUGAGGAGAAUAGACUCACAGGAGGGCCCUCUGCUGGCCACUACUCUGGGCUGCUCUUUCUAUGAAGUGUCAGCCAGCGAGGACUACAGCCAGGUCCACGGUGCCUUCCACAGGUUGUGCGGCCAGUUGGCAAAACAGCCACCACCUACCACCAGCCCUUCAAACAGUGCCGCCAGCACCACGACGGAGAAGAAGCGCUCGCCCCUCAUCCCCCGUCCCAAGUCCCCCAAUAUGCAGGACCUAAAGAGGCGUUUUAAGCAAGUGUUGUCUGCGAAAGUCAGGACUGUGACGUCAGUGUGAGCAU